AUGCGUCGUAAAGGCGAAUUUCUAAUUCACUUGCAAUUCGCGCCUUUUGCUCUGCCGAAUUACGAAUGUCAGAAAAGUAGAACAUGUGAGAAAAAAUUAAGAAAAUAACAUAGUUAACUGGCUAGAAUAUUUUAUUAUGAUUCUGUUAACAUUAGAGGGAAUUUUUGUUAUUCUUUCAGGCUGAUCUCAUAUAUAAUUUUGUAUAUAAUUCAGGCUGUAUAUACUAGACGCAUGUUUUUGCAAUUUAAAAAAUUAAAGUGUAAAAAAUCUGUACGAUAUUUGUAUUGGUAAUUCUUAUAUUGGAUUUAAAAUAUUUGAAAUUGCGAAAUGUAAUCACCUAUAAAUUGGAAUGAAGUAGAUUCAAAUAGGGGAGAUGAAUAAAAAGAAAAGAUGACGCAACAAAGUUAUUUAAAAAAUUUCAUAUUUAUCUCAAGAAAUAAAUGUCCAUGUUUUAAUGCUUCUGAAAGAACCAUGAAUUAUGGAACAAUUAUGGAUGAAAAAGCUAAUCAAAAACAAACAACAACAAACAACAACACAAAUUUGCUGGAAUUUCUACUGAAUUUUUACCGGAUUUUCUAUCAAUUUUGGGCCGAGUCUGUUAAAAUAUUCAACAGAAACUAUUCAACGUCAAAAUUCAAUUUUAAUUAAAUCCAAUAUAAUAAUUACAAAUAUAAAUAUCAUAUAGAUUUUUUAGGCUUCAAUUUUUUUAAUUGCAAAGACAUUUAAUUUAAUUCAAUAUUUCUAUGUAAUUCAUUCUAUUGGAAUUUUUGCGAUCGAACUUCUUAAGCUUGAAUGUCUUAAUUGUAAAUUUUUAUCCUUCAUCUUAUCGACAAAGAGAAAAAAAUUGACUAAGAAAAAAGAAUAAAAUUUUGAUUACUUAAAGUAGAUCAAUCUUCUCAUAGAAAUGAUAAUUUUCCUACAAAUGUAUCGAAGCAAUCGAGUUUUCCUCGAUAAAAUUUUAUCUGCCGACACUAGAUUUCUAUUUAAUUUCUCUCUAUCGGUUUCGCAUCCCAAAUUUAUUCAAAAUAUGCCAAAUUUCGAACGAUUCUCCGUCCAUGAAGGAGCGGCAUGAAGUGAAAUCAAAUAGAAAAGAUUAAUGAAAAGAAAAGAAUACGCCAGUUUCUAGGUAACGAGCAUCGGUGUCGUUGACAGCCAUCGCAUCCGGACCCCUACUUCCAAACCCAUCGUCAAUCAAAACCACUUAAUGGUAGUUCCCCUCAACAAAAUCAUUCCUACAUCGUCCAUCGGACCGGAGUUUCAUUCAAGCUCUGCGCUUUUACUCGAGAAAAGCAUUCAGUGAAGCCUUAAAACUAAAUUUAAAACUCGAAUUAGAGCUGCCAAACAUGUCGAUUCAAGAAUUUCACAAAGUUAUGGAGGAGUUUGGCCCACUGAUGGACUCGUGGUGGCCUUAUGUCAUCGGUUUGAUAUUAGGAGUCAUAACUGCUGUGAGUGAUUGGACUUUUAGAAACUACAUGGCGGGGCAGAAGUGUCCAACUGAGGAAAGAAUCGACGGUAAAACUGUAGUGAUUACUGGGGCCUCCAGUGGAAUGGGAACAGAAAUCGCUAUUGAAUUAGCGAGACGAGGUGGACACAUUAUCCUAGCCGUCAGGGAUGAGAAAUUGGGCGAAGCAGUUGCUGAGAAAAUUCGAAUGAUUUCAGACGCUAAAGCUGAUGUGAGAAAAAUCGAUCUAUCGUCAUUGAAGAGUGUGCGAGAAUUUGCUGAAAAAUUGGAAAUCAAUGAAGUGGAUAUUCUCAUUAAUAAUGCUGGAAUUGUCUUCCAUCCUUACGAAAAGACUGACGAGGGAUACGAAUUGCAUUUCGUAACUAAUUACUUAGGACAUUUCUUGCUGACUCAAUUACUUCUGCCUAAAAUAAAAGCGGCUGAACAAGGACGAAUCAUCAAUAUUUCUGCUCAGGCUCAUUCAACGAGCCAAAUUCAUUUUGAUGACUUGAAUCUAGAGGAGAAAUUCAGUGCUGGUGAGGCGUUUGGACAGAGCAAGUUGGCAAUGAUUAUGAUGGCAAGGCAUAUGAGUCAGUUACUUAAAGGGACGAACGUAACUAUAAAUGCUGUAAACCCUGGAUUAGUCCGGGGAACACGGCACAUGCGGAGUUCGCCAAUAAACCAGGCUCGUUUACUUAAAUUAAUUAUGCAGCCAUGGAUGUGGUUACUGAUGAAGAGCCCUGCGGAAGGAUCUCAAACGGCUGUUUACGCCGCUGUUUCGAAUUCACUGGGUGAGAAAUCCGGGAAGUACCUCAGCGAAUGUGAGAUAACAAAUCCAUCCGCUUACGCUCUAGACGAUACCAUUGCUGAGAAGUUAUAUAAGAAAUCAAUGGAACUGAUAAAACGAUGGACGAAGGUGGAUUCGCCUGAACCGGAGUAAAUCGGCCGAUAGAAA
Molecule: messenger RNA, 2396 nt
Organism: Diachasmimorpha longicaudata
Lineage: Eukaryota; Metazoa; Arthropoda; Insecta; Hymenoptera; Braconidae
Product: retinol dehydrogenase 13-like
Exons: 6
Coding region: 1344-2381 (345 amino acids)
Source: RefSeq, a predicted model, not a curated record